AUGAAGACGGGACUCAUAUUCGAUAACUCUCGUUUAAUGGACAUGGCAACAAUGAUUUAUAAUUGGACCAAAAAUAUUACGUUAUUAACAAACGGCACUAAAAUAUCUUCUAUAUGUUCUGAAUCGCAGCUAAAUGAAUUAAAAGAUAAAGACAUUGAAAUCAUAGAUAAGGUAAUAACAGAAUUUAUUGGUGAGUCAGGAAAAUUAGAAUCUGUAGUAUUUUCAGACGGUACUAGAAUUUCUUUGAGUUGUGUAUAUAUCCAUCCACCGUUUGAAUUGAAGUGUGAAGAGAUUUUAAACAAGUUGCAAGUACACAUUGAUACACCAAAGUUAAUUAAAGUUGACUCAUUUCAAAAAACCAAUAUUAGCGGUGUAUAUGCUUGCGGAGACUGUACUACUUUUUUCAGAACAGUAUCUAACGCUGUUAGCCAAGGAAAUGUUGCAGGUGCCUUUGCUUCGAAGGAUUUAUUUCAAGAUUCGUGGAAUGAGUAA
Debaryomyces tyrocola is the source of this 492-nucleotide messenger RNA. NCBI's taxonomy places the organism in Eukaryota, Fungi, Ascomycota, Pichiomycetes, Serinales, Debaryomycetaceae. The record is from the annotation of a GenBank genome assembly.